CCUGCCUGAGUCAAAUAUGAACGUAGUCUUGCAGUGAUCACCGAUUCCUUAACAGCGUGUUCUAGCAACCCAAAAUGUGCGAAUCAACCGGUAUGAAGUCUGAAGAAGGCAAACCAGUCCAACCUGAGAGCUCUGUUACAGCAGCACCUGCUAUUGCACCGUCCAAUCUUUCUGCAGCUGUGGAGGCGCCAGAGCGGACACUCAAGAUGGUUGAGUCGCUGAAACACUGGCCUACGGUGGUAAUCGCUAUCCAGAAGAGUAGAGAUGCGUAUUGCUCUGUAAAGCAAAAGGCCAGCAUUAUUACCUGGUCACUUAACUUGACCGAGAAAGUUGUUGCUUCGGUCCUCGAAUUUGCAGAAAGCAAACUGAGCAGCUUGCGGCCAAUUAUUCAGUACGCCGACAAAGCAGUUACCGAAGGCGUGGUAGUAAUAGAGAAGAAAUUUCCCGCAGUGAGGGAGUCACCUGAAAAGCUGUACGAUGCUAUCACGCAACACGUAGCGAAGAUGGUGCACCCCGCGCUAGAUAAAACCGAAGCUUUAAGCGAAAUCGGCAGGAAGAGACUUGACAGGGUUGCCGAAACGAUAAUCAAUAAAUACAACAGUUUGAUCAAGAUCGUGGACAGCUGGAUGGACAAGCUGGAGAAUCUACUGCACGGCGUAGAAGCUGAAACAGCCUCUGAUACGGAGACAGCUGUGGCGGAGGCGUUAUCUUCUGCGGCACGGACCCAGACCUCCACCACCGCCAGCCCGGUACCUGCACCCGCUGCGGGCCACGUUUGGCAGGCGCUGCGGCUGGGAGCUCGCGCCACCACGGCGCUGGCCGCCUUCCAGGUGGGGGCAGCCCUCUGGCUGCUGUCUAGGGCGCCGCUCGUGGGCCGCUUCUUCAGGGAGGCGCCGCCGCCCACAGCCGCCCCUUCCCCGUCCUCGUCCUCCAGCGGCGCCCCAUCCGCCAGACUCCAGACUCCGACGGCUUCAGAGCAGGAGCAGCCGUUGCCCACAGCUCAGUCCACGGCCUCAUUCCACACGGAGCGGUUCAUCUCAUUGCUGCAGCAGUGAUCACUGCCAGAUAUCUUCCUGUAAUUCGAAACUUAGCUCAAUGUAUGUAGUCCACAGAAUUGGUUUUAACUUACUUAUUGGUGAAAUAAAACGAAAUACCGGCAUCUGUGUGUACACUACACUCCUGGAAAUGGAAAAAAGAACACAUUGACACCGGUGUGUCAGA
Schistocerca gregaria is the source of this 1221-nucleotide messenger RNA. RefSeq lists its product as uncharacterized. The record is from RefSeq and is a predicted model, not a curated record. Bases 75 to 1055 code for a protein of 326 amino acids. Lineage: Eukaryota; Metazoa; Arthropoda; Insecta; Orthoptera; Acrididae. The transcript is spliced from 4 exons.